Molecule: messenger RNA, 1821 nt
Organism: Diaporthe citri
Lineage: Eukaryota; Fungi; Ascomycota; Sordariomycetes; Diaporthales; Diaporthaceae
Exons: 1
Coding region: 1-1821 (606 amino acids)
Biological process (GO): protein dephosphorylation
Cellular component (GO): nucleus
Molecular function (GO): protein tyrosine/serine/threonine phosphatase activity
Source: RefSeq, a predicted model, not a curated record
AUGCCAUCGAUUGAUGAGUCAGACCGCGCAGCAAAUAUCACCACAACCACCAACAACAACACCACCAUCACAGACACAAAGCCAACACCAGCAACCACCACUGCCACCACCAACGAGCCUACUACCACCACCGCCCCGAAGGGCAGUAUAGACAUCGACGACUUUGCCUGCAGUGACGGCGAGGGGGAAGCUGAGGGCGAAGGCGAGGACUACGACAGCGACAGCACCGCCCACGACGUCACCUCACUGUCGCCGGGCUGCUGCUCGCGCUUUGCCGCCCUGACCGGCCUGGACAUCAACGAGAUCAAGCGGGAGCUGGCCGCCCACAACAGACACAGCUCCACCGGCACUACGGCACCCGCCACGGGCCCUGACCCACCAAAACACCGCUGCCACGGCCCGCGCUCCGCCUUCGAGGGCGCCGACCACGCCCACCUGCAGUACAUCGAGAAGAAGGCCAUGGCCCUCAACCGCGUCGACGGGCCGGACGACCUGUAUGUCGGCGGCGUCUUUGCCCUGCGCAGGCCCGGCGCCAUGGAGGGCAAGGGAAUCACUCACAUCCUCAGCAUGAUCAAGUACAGCUUUGUCGACUGGCAGGGCUUCGAGAACCAUUAUGUCCACCUCAGCGUCGACGUGGACGUAGAAGACGAGGACCUGCUGGUGCACCUGCCCCGCGCCGUGAGGUUUAUUGAGAGGGGCCUGCGCGGCGGGGAGGGCCCCUGGCCGCGGGGCACUGCGCUGCCGGGGACGAGGCGGAGAGGCGGAGAAGGCGAGCAGGACGGGGCCACAGACGAGGACGGCGAGCGGGAGAAGCCCAGGACCGAGUCAUUACCAGAGGCGCAAAUGCGCAACAUCGCCCUGCAGGAGCACGCACCUGCGCCCGCCGACCCCUCCAAGCCCGGCGCCGUCUUCGUCCACUGCGCCAUGGGCAAGUCGCGCUCCGUCACGGCGGUCCUGGCCUACCUGCUGUGGAAGUACCCCCACCGCUACGGCCUGACGCCCUCCAUGCUCGACCCGCACCAGCGCGCCCCGGACGCCGACACGGCCCGGAAGGCCGUCCAGGCCGCCCUCGACUGGGUGCGCCGGACGCGCGAGAUCGCGGAGCCGAACCCUGGGUUCAUGCAGCAGCUCGAGAUGUGGGUCAUGAUGAGGAUGCCCACGGCUGGCGGCGACGAGGCCGUGGAGAAGCACCCCGUCUACCAGCGGUGGCUGUGGGAGCGCGAGGUCGAGGAGAGCGCCAAGAUCGGCAGGGCCCCCGAGUGGAUCCGCUUCGAGGACGACCACGCCGACGAGGAGAAGCUGCCGAAGCCCGACAAGGGCGCCCAAGACGGUGUCGAUGGCGGCGACGACGAGUCCAAAACAACGAUCAGCGAGCUCCGCUGCAAGAAGUGCCGGCGCGUCCUUGCCACGUCACGGUUUAUCAUCCCGCAUCAACAGCACCAGCAGCAGUCCGCAGCCACAAAGAGCAGACCACCCUGCCCGCACCACUUCAUCGAGCCACUAUCGUGGAUGAGCGACGUGCUGGGGGAGGGCCUCCUGGACGGCCGGCUGAUGUGCCCCGGAAACGGCGGCGGCGGAUCCCGGUGCGGAACCAACAUCGGGCGCUACGCGUGGCAGGGGUUCAAGUGCAGCUGCGGCGAGUGGGUUUGCCCGGCGUUCUCGCUCCAGGCGAGCAAGGUCGACGAGAUCAGGGUGCCGAAGAAGCAGCAGCACGGGCCUGGGGGAGCAGGAGCAGGAGCAGCAGCUGAUGACCCUUCUGCUGCCAGGGCUGCGGCGCUGGGGAUCCGCAUGCCUCCUGGGAGGAGGCCAAAUAACCUUUAG